This is a messenger RNA of Colletotrichum fioriniae, 477 nucleotides long. The record is from RefSeq and is a predicted model, not a curated record. Lineage: Eukaryota; Fungi; Ascomycota; Sordariomycetes; Glomerellales; Glomerellaceae.
AUGGACUCACCCACGUGCCUUUGCAACCUCCCAUCCCCGACGAACUACGCCCAACCGCCGCCUCCGCCGCCGGCCGCAGACGCGGCUGCCCCUUCUCAGGAGAAGUCCGAUAGCCCCUACGCAUAUGACGCCACUUCGGACACAUUUGAUAUUUCCAAAAUCAUCGCUAUGGAAUCGGAUGAAUUUCUCAAGAAGCACUAUCCCACAAGCAAGCAAGAGCCCGACCUGCGCACACGUCCACAGACUGGUCGAACCGUACAUCUUACCAGCAAGACGGACUUGGCCAAGGCUCUGAAGCUUCUCGACUUCAACUGCAGGAAGAACAAGAUCAAGAGACAGUUUCAACUGCAGAAGUUCCAUGAGCGCCCAGGAAAGAAGCGCAAGAGACAGAAGAGCGAGAGAUGGAGGGCUCGUUUCAAGGAAGGGUUCAAGGCAACAGUGGCGAGAGUCAUGGAGCUCAAGAACCAAGGUUGGUAG